AUGUAUGAAGAAACAAUUUUAAACAAAACAAUUAAAACCGAACCGAUCGAUGAUUAUCUUCAAGUGAAACAGGAAUUUGAUGAUUGUGAAAAUACAUCAGAUUUGUAUAUGGAUGAUGAUAUAUGUCGGCAGCAAUUUCUAAAAUCUGAGGUUACAAUUGACGGGGAAAUAAAACAAGAGACGAUUGAUGAUCAAUAUGAUGUGACUAGUACAAACAAAACUGUAUUAGAUGAAAGUUCUUAUAUAUGUGGUGAAGAGAUCAGUGAAUCAAGUAAUCUAGUGGAUAGUACGAACAAAUCAAUUGAAGAAGUUUCAGGAAAAAGUGAAACAACCAAUAAAUUGAAACCGUAUACAUGUGAAUCAUGCAAUAAAACAUUCAGAACAAAACAUAACUUAAAACAACAUGAAAGGAUCCAUACUGGGGAACGCCCUUAUGAGUGCAAAAUAUGUAAUAAAAGAUUUUUACAGUCAGGUCAUUUAAGUUCGCAUUUAUCAGUGCAUACUGAAGAAUGCGCGUAUAUCUGUGAAACAUGCAACAAAAAGUUCAAUAAAAAGUCAAACUUAAAUCAGCAUAAAUUGGUUCACACCGGAGAACGGCCUUAUGAGUGCAAAAUAUGCUAUAGAAGAUUUUCACAGUCAAGUAGUUUAAGGCAGCAUUCAUUGAUCCAUACUGGUGAACGUCCUCAUGAGUGCGCAAUAUGCAAAAAAACAUUUUUAGGGUCAAGUGAUUUAAGAAGACAUAUGUUAGUGCAUACUGCAGAACGCACUUACAAACCGUAUAAAUGUGAAUCAUGCAAUAAAGCAUUCACAUCAAAGAAAAGCUUACAACAACAUGAAAUGAUUCACACUGGGAAACGCCCUCAUGAGUGCGCAAUAUGCAAUAAAAGAUUUUUAUGGUCAGGUAAUUUAAGAAAACAUUUAUCAGUUCAUACUGAAGAAUGCCCGUAUAUUUGUGAAAUAUGCAAUAGAAAAUUCAAAACAAAAGAAAACUUAAAUAGACAUAAAGUGAUCCACACUGGAGAACAGCCUUAUGAGUGCAAAAUAUGCAAAAAAAGAUUCUUACGAUCAAUUAGUUUAAGACAGCAUUUAUCAGUGCAUACUGAAGAACGACCUUACGAAUGCGAAAUAUGUAAUAAAACAUUCAGAUUGAAAACAGGUUUAAAUGAACAUAAAUUGAUCCAUUCUAGGGAACACGUUUUUGAGUGUAAAAUAUGCAAUAAAAGAUUUGCACUGAUAAAUAACUUAAGAAAGCAUUUAUCAGAGCAUACUGUAGAAAGUUCUUAUGAAUGUGAUUCAAUAAAAGAUUCAAAACAAAACAUAUAUUAA
Messenger RNA from Ctenocephalides felis (cat flea), 1326 nucleotides. Its product is annotated as zinc finger protein 345-like. The record is from RefSeq and is a predicted model, not a curated record. The transcript has a single exon. Gene Ontology annotation, cellular component: nucleus. NCBI's taxonomy places the organism in Eukaryota, Metazoa, Arthropoda, Insecta, Siphonaptera, Pulicidae. Bases 1 to 1326 code for a protein of 441 amino acids.